Messenger RNA from Limanda limanda (common dab), 747 nucleotides. It is a transcript of the gene tmem182a, whose product is annotated as transmembrane protein 182a. Lineage: Eukaryota; Metazoa; Chordata; Actinopteri; Pleuronectiformes; Pleuronectidae. The record is from RefSeq and is a predicted model, not a curated record. The transcript is spliced from 5 exons. Gene Ontology annotation, cellular component: membrane. Bases 1 to 747 code for a protein of 248 amino acids.
AUGAAGCUGAACGUGGCGUUGUUUUUUGCGGGCCUCUUCGGGGCGUUGGCAGCCGUGUUCAUCCUCCUCUCUUUUGGAACUGAUUACUGGCUGCUUGCCUCAGAGAGCUGCCACCCAAAUCCUGAAGGCACCGUUGGGCCUGGUGGUGUGACCAUAGAGCGUGGAGAUAUGGUGGUGCAGGAGGAUCGUAAGGAUGUUACUCUGUACAAUGAGGGCUUCUUCUGGAAGUGUUCCUUUGGAGGCAACAUGGAUGAUGACGACCUGCUCUGGAAACUCUGGUUCACAAAUCAGCCACACUCCAAAGUGUGCACGCACGCCUACCUCUUCCCAUUCCCUGUGUCUCAUCAGACCCACAAUGCCACAGAGUACGAUUCUGCCAUAAUCUACAGAGGCUUCUGGAGCAUCUUCAUGCUCAUUGGCGUGGCAGCUGUGGUGCUCGCUGGGUUCUUCAUCAUCUGUGCUGCUCCAUUUGCCAGCUACCGCCUCUACAAAGCAGGAGGCAGCCUCUUCCUGACAUCAGGUAUUUUCCUGCUGUGUGUGGUUGUGAUGUACGUACUGUGGCUGCAGGUCCUGGAUGUAGUGGAGGUCUACAUUGACCACCAGCGCUCAACGCUGUGUCCAAACUUCCAGCUGUCCAUUAGCUAUGGUCUGUCCUUCAUGUUUGCCCCCAUCGGCAUCUUCUUCUGCCUCCUGUCUGGCCUUCUUUUCCUCCUCAUCGGCCAUUCAAUCAAACUUGAGUGUCACUGA